GUGGAAGUCAGCCCCGCGAGUUGCCACCAAAAAGCAAAAAUUCGAAUACAACACAGAAAAUAAAUCAUAAAUAACACAUAACAUAAAACAAAGAGUUUCAAAUACGCGAAAUUCCUGUUAGUGGUUACACUGGAAAUAAAAACAAAGAAAUUUAAAUUCAAUUAACCGCCAAAGUGUGCAACAAUUAAAAUAUUUCGUGUGUGAGUGCGGUUGGUCAUAAAAGAAAAUCGUGCCGCAACAGCAGGCGACAAUAAAUUCUGCGGUUGGAUCGUUAAAAAUUCGUUUACCUGAAUGCAGCGAAACCCAGGGAAAGCGAAUGACAACAACAAUAACAACAACAACAGAAACAAUGCGCAAAUGCAAUCCGGCGCGUCAAGUGAAUUAAGCGAUUUUUAAAGCUUUACGCUAAAUGAAAUUUGGAUUGCCAAAGUGUUCACUUGUGUGUGCAAAUUAAAUUACGCAAAUCAAAUAAAUGUUUUAACGAAAGGCGAAAUAAAAAAUAUAAAACCAAACGGGGAGAGAGAAUCAAAUAAAAAUGUUGUUCAAAAAGCGCCAGCUACUGUGUAAAUAAUUCAACGAAUAUAUGCUGCAUUAAGCAUCGAUAAAAUUAAAAAUAGAACAAAACAAUUACGAAACAACGAAACUAAUAAAAUGUUUAUUUUAACGGUAAUUAAAUUGCUGCUGAUAGCACUGAAUAUAUUUCCCAGUCGCUUCACAAAUCGACGGAUUAUGUUCCUCAUCUACAUGACAAAUCUGGUGACGCACGUCAUGAUGGAUGAGCCACGUUUUGCCCAGCCGAUACCAAACGUCACUGUCGCCGUGGGUCGAGAUGCCAAUCUGCCCUGUGUUGUGGAGCACUUGGGCGGCUACAAGGUCGCUUGGAUUCACAUAGACAGACAAAUGAUUUUGACCAUUCACCGGCAUGUGAUAUCGAGAAUCCCACGAUAUAGCAUAACCUACACCGAUAACACGUGGCUGCUGCACGUGAAUCAGGCUCAUCAGGACGAUCGCGGCUACUAUAUGUGCCAGGUCAACACAAAUCCGAUGAUUAGCCAAGUUGGCUAUCUACAGGUGGUGGUGCCGCCAAACAUUUUGGACAUCGAGAGCACGCCAUCUUCGGUGGCGGUGCGUGAAAAUCAAAAUAUCAACAUGACAUGCCGGGCCGAUGGCUUCCCGGCCCCAAAAAUCAUUUGGCGGCGAGAGGAUGGCGAGGAAAUUGCCGUUGAAAAGAAAAAGAAAGUUCUCGUGUACGAUGGCGAUGUCCUGCCGCUGACAAAAGUGAGUCGCAAUGAAAUGGGCGCCUAUCUGUGCAUCGCCACCAACGGAGUACCGCCAUCGGUGUCCAAACGGAUCAUUCUCGACGUGGAGUUCUCGCCCAUGAUUUGGGUGCCGAAUCAACUUGUUGGCGCUCCAUCCGGCACAGAUGUAACCAUCGAUUGCCACACGGAGGCGCAUCCCAAGGCGAUCAUCUAUUGGGUAUACAACUCGGUGAUGGUAUUGCCUAGCAAGAAGUAUAAAACCGACUACACGGAGAACUCCUAUCGUGCCCACAUGAAGCUGACGAUAAGAAACCUACAAUAUGGUGACUUCGGCAACUAUCGAUGCAUCUCGAAGAACUCGCUGGGGGAAACGGAAGGCUCCAUACGUGUUUACGAAAUACCUUUGCCAUCCACACCAUCCAAGCAGGUCACCCACACCACCGUGGAAUCCAGGGAGAACAAUAUCAUACCCUCGUCACGCAACGACACAACGAAAUCCAUGCAAACGGAUGUGGGAUAUGCCAUAAAGAACGAUUUAUAUCCUGGAUCGGCCUCCUCGUCAUCUUCGGGGGCAAGUUCCUCGGCGGCCUCCUCGUCUUCGACCUCAAUGCAAACCUCUGCAUUGCCGGGAGGAGCGGCGGGAAACAGUCUAUCCUCUGUGGGUUCCAAGGGAUCCCUGGCGAUAGGAAAGAGCAUGUUCUACACAGAACGACCACCGAAUGAGUACGCAUCGUCAGUGGCUGGCCUGCUGCUCCAUAGAGUACUGCUGUUGGGCUCCGGAAUCUAUCUGACUCUGCUUUGAAAUCAAUAAGUCGCUUGAGUUACUCAAUAAGCAUUUCGAAAAUGCAGCCAAAGGGGAUCUAGAAAACGGGGGUUAGAUUAGGUACAUCUACAUAUUUCAUAGCUGAAAGUAUAUCAAAACAAACAAUAAUAAAGGUAAACUACGAAAAUGCUUCAAACUUGGCUCACUUCAAAGCUAUAGGAAUUUGUAUAAUUAUAAAAUCGAAAACUAAAGGAGAUUAAGUAUUUUGCAACACAAUAAAAUGCUCAUUGUAUGUAUAGUAUUUAUAAACUGUAAGCUUAAAAUAAGCCAUUACAUCAAACCUACAAAAUCGGGUGAAGUAUAAAUUGUAAAAUAUAUUAACUUAAACUUAAAUUUAAGGUUGCAUUGAAAGAAAUAGGUUUAUGCAUAUGAGUAAAUUGGUUAUUAUAAAUUGCUUUAAAGCAAAGCCUUUCUAGAGCGCGAAUAGUUCUAUAAAUACUUUAUUUACCUUAAUGUUUAUUUUAAAAGAUCGCAGAGAAAAAGCAAACAUCAUCAUAUCAAGAUUUAAAAGUUAAAUAAUUGCUUUUAUUUUCAACAUAUCUCAAGUUCAUAUCUAUAAAUUUUUUACCGAAAAAUGAGAUGAUAUUUAAUAUUCCACAUUUUGUUUUAUUACUUGUGUUUUUAAUUUAAGUUUAACGAAUGACACCUCAAUUAAAAAUAUUAAACUUUUGCCAGCAAUUAAAAAAUGUUUUAUCAAGAGCGGAUUUUCUCAUUCAACCAAGGACAAUAUUAUCAACCCCUUUUCGAACGGCAACAAAAAAAUCAAUUUAUUUAAUGAAAGAAAAAGUCGACGGGAUGUCAAGGCAGCCACGCCCCCGCUCCGCCCACCGAUGGUUCUGAAUUUUCGUGACAUUUAAACGCCUUGAAAACGUCAUUCAUUUUAACAAUUUCGUUGCUGCCGCGCGCUAUGGUAGAAAAAAAUGCAAUAAUAAUUUGCAAUGCCUUGAUUCCGCUUCCUGGCUUUCGGCCUGCUCGUCAUCAUCGUCAUCGUCAUCGGCUUUUGUGCACUUCCAUCACUUUUUAAUAAAUGUGCAUGCUAAUUAUAUUAUUACUCAUACGACCCGUUGCCAUGUGUCCUGUCUGCUCCACGCUCCACCUCUUUCUGUCACGCUCUCUCCCUCCGUGCGAAAUACUUGCAAUUAAUUUCAGCAUAAAAUUGCGUGGCCUGCGGUCUCCUGGCCCCGCACUCUGACACACAGUUAACAUGUCCAAUUUAUUGGCCAUAACUCAUGCCCGCUGCCCGUUGCUCGCCUGCAAGGAGUGAGUGAGAAGGAUCGGAUCGGAUCCAGAGACAGACAGCGGCGAUAUCGACGGGGCAAAGAAAAAUGACAUUAAGGCCAUAAGAUAUAUAGCCCAUUUGCAUACAGGUUCAUGUAUAUGUACACAUUCAUGUAUAUGUAUAAACAAGGAGCGAGGCGCAGAUGGGGGUUGCAGGUUAAAGGCCUGCCAAUUUACUGUAUUUAUGCCCAAGCGCCGUCGUUGCACGAUUUUAAUAAUUCAACUUGUGUUGCAUAAAGUUUGCAUUGACAUAAACAUAAUGAAGGAUGGAAAACCGCAUGCGAAAUGGCCUGGCCAACAGAUCCAUCCUCUUUCUCGUUCUCUCUCUCUCGCUUAUUAACAUUGUUAAUGCCAAAAGGAGAAAAGCACAUUCAGCGUUGAAAAUAUUGAUAAUCAACAUUGUGCCCUGGAUGUGUCGACGUCCUGACAAUAACAAAAUUAAUGUAUUUUAUUUAAUUUCCCCCGCAGACGAAGGGAACCGGAAAAUAGGUUCGCCAGUGCAGUUAACUCGAACAAUGCAGCUAAUUAAGCAUUAUAAAUGCAGCUGAAAAGACGACAGGCCAAGGAUAUAUGACAUUCUUUGGGGAGUCGUAGAUUUUCCUCGGUCGUAAAAUUGAUCAAUAUUUAUGCAUUUAUAAUUUAUUUAAAUUGCCUGAAUAAUGAACUAUAUGUUCACGCUGUUUUCAGUGUUCAUUUGGGGCUUCAAUGAAUUGUUCGUCAAAUGUUUACAAAACUCAACCGCACAUUUCGUUUUAAUUAGUAAAUUGCACUAAUUAAAGUUUCAGUUAUUAUUGUAAAUAAACCUUUUUAAUUGAGGUCAUAACAUUUUUGAUGUAAACACAUACAGAUGUAAAUAAAUGUUGGGGGUUAGCUACAUGUAAAUAUAAGAAGGUAUAAUUAAAGCAUCAAACACUCACUUCAUAAAACAAUAAUUAAAAAAUCAUCCAGUAAAUAAUCAGAAGUACAUGUAAUAGUCUAAAACUCUGGCAAAUAGUCUACAUUACCAAAGAAAAAAAUUAUGUAAAGUUCGGAAAAUAGAACAAACAUAACUGGCGAAACAAAAAAUAUUUAUAAAAUUAUAUAUGUAGUCCUUACGAAGUAAAUACAUUGUUUGUUGCCUGUAUCUAAAAAAAUAGCUGAACAUCAAAUAAAUAAUAUGUAAAAUGUUUAAAGCUUUUGUGCAAAUAAGAAGAACGGAUGUGUUUUCCUAUAAACAAGUUGGCAUUGUGUAAAGUAAAUAAAAGCAAAUAAAAAUGCAGACAAAAAUAUAUUUCUGGGUUAUAAAUUAUUGGUAAUUAUUUAUUUUAUUAUUAUGUGAAAUUUUUGAAUUUGAAAUCAAAAUUUGUUAUUUGUAAAUUGCAAAAAAAAAAUAUAUUAAAUGAUUUAUUUUAAUCUCAAAUAACUUUUUACAAAUUAGCGGACCAGUUCCUUUUCAAUUCAAGAGGCAAUUAAUUCUGCAACAAAAAAGCUGAGCUGAGUUUUCAACGCUAAAAUAUUGUAAAAAAGCAAAAAAGAAAUUAAGGUAAAUUAAAUUAAUCUACGAUUAAGAUUAAUAAAAUUAAAUUGUAAGCAGUUAUAUUAUUAUGCGAUAAUAAUUAAACAAUAAAACUUUAGGUGGAUUGAUACCAAAAAAAGAGAACCGAAAGAAAAAAACAAA
This is a messenger RNA of Drosophila ficusphila, 5017 nucleotides long. It is a transcript of the gene DIP-delta, whose product is annotated as lachesin. Bases 652 to 2061 code for a protein of 469 amino acids. Gene Ontology annotation, cellular component: neuron projection. The transcript is spliced from 12 exons. The record is from RefSeq and is a predicted model, not a curated record. NCBI's taxonomy places the organism in Eukaryota, Metazoa, Arthropoda, Insecta, Diptera, Drosophilidae.